Messenger RNA from Ficedula albicollis (Collared flycatcher), 3858 nucleotides. RefSeq names its product ATPase H+ transporting V1 subunit H (gene ATP6V1H). NCBI's taxonomy places the organism in Eukaryota, Metazoa, Chordata, Aves, Passeriformes, Muscicapidae. Gene Ontology annotation, cellular component: vacuolar proton-transporting V-type ATPase, V1 domain; lysosomal membrane. The transcript is spliced from 14 exons. Bases 130 to 1572 code for a protein of 480 amino acids. Gene Ontology annotation, biological process: proton transmembrane transport. Gene Ontology annotation, molecular function: proton-transporting ATPase activity, rotational mechanism. The record is from RefSeq and is a predicted model, not a curated record.
CGCGCCGGGUCCGUCGGGUGCGCGGUGCUGCCCGCGCUGCCCCGGGCCGCCCGCCGCCUCCGCUCGCUCUUCUUCCUCCUUCCCUCCGCUCCUGCACGCCCCUGCGGUACAUUUUAAUUAUCAGUCAAGAUGGAUAUCCGAGGUGCUGUAGAUGCUGCUGUCCCAACAAACAUCAUUGCUGCCAAAGCUGCUGAAGUUCGGGCAAACAAAGUAAACUGGCAGUCAUAUCUCCAAGGUCAGAUGAUUUCAGGUGAAGACUGUGAAUUCAUUCAAAGAUUCGAACAGAAAAGAAAUCCAGAAGAAAAACAGGAAUUGUUGCAAACAGAAGGCAAUCAAUGUGCUAAAACAUUUAUAAACUUGAUGACUCAUAUCUCCAAGGAACAGACUGUUCAGUACAUUCUGACUAUGGUUGAUGAUAUGCUGCAAGAAAAUCAUCAGCGUGUUUGCAUCUUCUUUGAUUAUGCAAAACGUGGUAAAAACACUGCCUGGUCCUAUUUUCUGCCAAUGUUGAAUCGACAAGAUCUCUUCACUGUGCAUAUGGCAGCAAGAAUUAUUGCCAAACUGGCUGCGUGGGGGAGGGAGCUGAUGGAAGGCAGUGACUUGAAUUACUAUUUCAACUGGAUUAAAACUCAGCUUAGUUCACAGAAACUACGCGGUACAGGGGGUUCUGUGGAUACAGGAGCAGUAUCCACAAGUGAUAGCUCCCAGUAUGUACAAUGUGUUGCUGGAUGUCUGCAGCUGAUGCUCAGGGUCAAUGAAUACCGCUUUGCAUGGGUAGAAGCAGAUGGAGUAAAUUGCAUCAUGGGUGUCCUGAGCAACAAAUGCGGUUUUCAGCUCCAGUAUCAGAUGAUUUUCUGUGUGUGGCUGCUGGCAUUUAGCCCUCAGAUGUGUGAAUACCUUCGUCGGUACAAUAUUGUCCCUGUGCUGUCAGAUAUUCUUCAGGAAUCUGUCAAAGAGAAAGUAACCAGAAUCAUCCUUGCAGCAUUUCGGAAUUUGUUAGAGAAAUCUACAGAGAGAGAAACUCGCCAAGAAUAUGCUCUUGCUAUGAUUCAGUGUAAGGUUUUGAAGCAGCUAGAGAAUUUAGAUCAGCAGAAAUAUGAUGAUGAAGACAUCAGUGAAGAUAUCAAAUUUCUACUGGACAAGCUUGGCGAGAGCGUGCAGGACCUUAGCUCCUUUGAUGAAUACAGCUCUGAGCUCAAGUCAGGAAGGCUGGAAUGGAGUCCUGUGCACAAAUCUGAGAAGUUCUGGCGGGAGAAUGCUGUAAGACUAAAUGAGAAGAAUUAUGAACUACUCAAAAUCCUGACAAAACUGCUGGAGGUUUCUGAUGAUCCACAGGUGCUGGCUGUAGCUGCUCAUGACGUGGGAGAAUAUGUGCGACACUAUCCCCGUGGGAAACGAGUGAUUGAACAGCUUGGUGGUAAGCAGCUGGUCAUGAACCACAUGCAUCACGAAGACCAGCAAGUUCGUUAUAAUGCACUACUGGCUGUGCAGAAGCUGAUGGUUCACAAUUGGGAAUACCUCGGGAAGCAGUUGCAGUCAGAACAACCUCAAACGGCCACUGCACGGAGCUAAACACUUCUGUCAGUUUAUGCAGUUUGUGCUUACAACUACAGUGUGUUUGUCUUAAAAUCAAUAUAAAGGAAAUACUGAAAUCACAUGCUCUUUGUCUGCUAUGGGUGCAUAAACAUUCCAACUUCCCUCUAGUGUUGUUGGCUUACUACAAAUUUGUUUGUUCAAUUAGUUCUGCUGAUUAUGCCUAUUAGCUUCUUGUUCUAUUCUGAAUGUAUAUGAAGAAAUGUGGCUAAUAUAUUGCAUUUGUUUUAUGUAUUUAUUCUCAUAAUAAAGACUAUUAUUAAAGGAUAUCCGUUCCAUAAUGGAUAUUAUAACUAGUCUAGAAAAAUUGUUCUCUUCUUUUAGUGGACUGUCAGUGUUGUCAUUUUCCAAGAAAAGCAAGUUGUCCCCUUGUGUCUCAGACAAAUUAAUAAAGCCUUGACUUAGUGUUUCAUAGAAAGUGCAAUAGCCUAAGAAAUAUUGAUUAUCAGUACGAAAAUAUAUAUACCAAGUCUCAAAAUAGUGUUAAAAUUGUACAUAAAAGCAAAUGUAUGGGUAGGGUUUUUCUAAGAGGGUGAGGUAAUUCUCUGGUUAGAAACUACAUUAAAAAAUCAGGAAAUGAGAAAAGAAAAUGAGCACUCCUCCAUCCAUGAAAACAUACCCUCAGGCUAUUAGUCCAGCUGUAUAACACCAUUGGUUAAGGCUGUAGAUCAGAGAUCAAGUUGAGGGUGGUUUUUAAAAUUUUUUUUUAAUGUGCACUAACUGCUGAACUUGUAAUUUCAUUUUUGUUAAUUGAAAAUACUUGUAAAUGUCAGAAUUCUGGUUUCAUGGUAAAAUCUAUUGUAUAUUAAGCCAGAUAAUUUGGCUAUCAAUAUUUUCUGUGUUUUGUAGCUUCUGACAGUAUAAAAUAUGCAAUCAAUAAAUUUAAGAUGAUCUUGGCUUGGCAUAUGAAAACACUUCUGUUGCAUAGAUAGAAGCCUGGCUCCAGGCACUUGCAACAACAAGUAGUUAAUAUUCUUGUGAUUCAUUAUUAGAAUUUAAAAAAAAAAAAGUGAACAUAACUCAAUCCUUAAUCUUGUCAGUAGUCAUUUGAGGUGCAAGUCUCUGAGGAAGCUUUGAGUACUUUGUCAUCAAGUGAAAAGACUAAUUGGGAAAACUUCCCUUAUCCAGCCUGCAUUUUCAUCAUAUCUAAUUAAAGUUUGACCACUGUUGCAAUAGAGAGAGAAGAGAGUUAGAGGACUACAGGUUGAUGAUUUCUUGGUCUGCUUAAUUAAAAUUGGACUGUGUAGCUUAAUGUCUGUUGCUUACUUUUGCAUAUAGAAGGCUUUGAUAUUGCAGUCAGUAUCACAAGGAUAGAUGCUGAAGCCUGAAAAUAAUUAACCCUCACUCCAGCUAAAAUCAGUUUCUCUGAGUUGAUCUUACCUCAGCACUGGCUAUUCCCACUGGUGGUGGGAAGCAGUUGGGAGAACAAGGGUGCACGUACACUGCCAUUCUUAUCUUGGGUCAGUUGAAUGCUCUUGAAAUGAAUCUCUGAGCCCUCCCUGCAUUUCACACUUCAGUUGACAUUGCAUGGUGGUGUCAGCCCGUGACUGGGGUUCCUCUCCAAUAAAGCUGAAGUGCAGGAUGUGCAUCCUGCAUGAUGUACAUCACGCUAUAAAUCCUGUGUGUCUUGGCUAUGUGGCAAGUGUUCAGACUACUGGACCAUUUAAGAUUUUGUUUGAAGUAUGGCCUUUAGAAAUGCAUGUGGAGUGAAUGCUGAAUUAGCACCAAGUGUCUUGCUCUACAGAUCAGCUUUUCAUGUCACACUUGUCAAUGUAAGCAGGGCCUAAGACUGCUAUAAAAGAUUGGUCCUAUGGUUACAACUGUAAUGUCAUGUCCAAGAGCUGUGAUGUGGCAUUAAUGGGAAAGGAAUAUGUCCCCACCUUCAAAACCAAGUGUGUUGUUUCCUUUUCCAAGGGGAACACUCAAGCACUGCUGGGUAAGGAGAUCUGGGGUUGAAUUACAGGUGUAAACUUGACAAAUACUACAACUGGAAGCCUCUUCAGUUUCUGGAGGAGCUAGAAAUAAGUUACUCAUAAUGUGAAACAAAAUUGCUUACAGGGAUUGACCUGAAACAUCUGAGUAUUACUUUCAUGUAUUAUACAAAUAAAUUCUCUUCUCCUGCUUUGCUAGUAUUAUCUUGUGCAUAAUUUAAUUCUUCAUCAUGUGGUCUGUUUCUAAGCUGUGUGAUACCUGGCAUUCUCUGACAUUUAGUUACCACCUUAUGUCCAACAGCUUUCUAAUUAAAGAAAUGGUUCUGAAGUUUCA